AUGUCUGACUGUUCUGCUUCCCUUCACCCUUACGAGUCGAUGUGGCAGUACAAGCGUAUCGAGUCCUCGACCUACGAUGGCACCAUACUCAGAGGCAACUUAUACCACAGUACGAAAACAAGUGGUCCGUCGCCCAUAGGGAUUUUCUGCCACGGCCUGGGUCUGCUCAAGGAGCAAUACCUCGAGAACUGGUUCAACCACGUCCUCACUUCCGGUUAUUAUGUGCUCACUUAUGACCAUCGCUUUUUCGGUGAUUCUGAGGGUCUUCCCAGAGAGCAAUUCGAUUGGUUGGGACAGGCGGAAGAUUUCUUCGAUGCCGUCACAUUCGUCCGUUUGCAUUCAAAGGUCGACGAGAACAAGGAACUGGCUGGGGUGUUGCCCAUGCCGGUGGACUGA
Exophiala bonariae is the source of this 396-nucleotide messenger RNA. RefSeq lists its product as uncharacterized. NCBI's taxonomy places the organism in Eukaryota, Fungi, Ascomycota, Eurotiomycetes, Chaetothyriales, Herpotrichiellaceae. Bases 1 to 396 code for a protein of 131 amino acids. The transcript has a single exon. The record is from RefSeq and is a predicted model, not a curated record.